Messenger RNA from Naegleria lovaniensis, 1068 nucleotides. RefSeq lists its product as uncharacterized. The transcript has a single exon. Gene Ontology annotation, molecular function: protein binding. The record is from RefSeq and is a predicted model, not a curated record. The coding region runs from base 1 to 1068 and encodes 355 amino acids. NCBI's taxonomy places the organism in Eukaryota, Heterolobosea, Eutetramitea, Acrasida, Naegleriidae.
AUGAUCUUGGAUGCACACACUCUUGCAGAACCACCUCCUCCUUCUGCCCUCAUUUCCAUCACUUCUCUUCCCAAUGAAACACUUCUCGAUAUCUUCUCCUUCAUCAACCCUCCUUCAUGUACCGAAUAUUACUUUUUCAUGGUUGAAUUGCCAGCCGUGUGUCGAGAUUGGUAUAAUCUAUUGAAACGAACUGAAAGUGGAAAUUACUUUUAUCGGAUUGUCUUUAACAACUUGUUUUCAUGGAGAAGAUUAGCCUAUCUUUCCAAUGAUCAUCAUCAUUCCAACCAAUAUGAAACACAAAAUUUCAAAAUUCUUGAUCAGCACGAUGAUGAUGAUCACAACCAACGGAAUUGGUAUGAAGAAUUGAAAAAACAAGUACUGGUAUUUAAAAAGUGCGAAUUAUCAAUCCGUCAUGUUGAAAAUCAAAGUGCAUACACAUUGAGAGCAGAUAGACAUUUGAGUUUUAAUGAUUUGGUUGCUUUGAAGCAAACCAUUGGAAGCGAUGUUGUUUUGAUCCAAUGUCCCAUUCGUUCAUCUGCCCAUGAAAGAGCUUGUUUUUAUUUUGAAUGUGUUUGUACAGAAAACAGAAAGGAAGCUGAUAAUGUGUUUCUUGGAGUUGCAAUUAGACCAACGAGCAUUAUGAAACACGAUGAUGUGAGCCAAAUGACAUAUAGCCUUUCGGGUUAUUUGGGAAGUACACAUUCGAGCUUUGGUUAUUAUUACAUCAAUGGUGACUUGUAUUACGGAGGUUCUGUAAAGACUCGAUCAUUUGGGUCACAAGUUGAUAUUAAUGACAAGUUGGGAAUUUAUAUUGAUUCACAUAAAAUGCAAUUUGCAUUCUUUAAGAAUAGAAAAUUGGUUGGAAAGAUGGUUGACAUGCUUCCACUUUUUGGAGAAACAGCAACAAGCCAGUUUGAAAAUGGUGAGAUUGAAUUUUAUCCUGCUUUUUCCAUGCUGUACGAUAGAGAUUGUAUGCAUGUGAAAUGUAUGGAUAUUUGUUCGUUUAGAGGAUGUAAAUGGUUAAAAGAAGAAGUUGAAAUGCUUGAAUUAACAGAAACCAAGAAAUAA